This is a messenger RNA of Solanum tuberosum (potato), 471 nucleotides long. RefSeq lists its product as uncharacterized. Bases 1 to 471 code for a protein of 156 amino acids. NCBI's taxonomy places the organism in Eukaryota, Viridiplantae, Streptophyta, Magnoliopsida, Solanales, Solanaceae. The transcript is spliced from 2 exons. The record is from RefSeq and is a predicted model, not a curated record.
AUGAAUGGAGUGAUGAGAUCCAGGAGGAAGGCAAAGCUUAGUCCUAGGUGUAGUGGUCUUUUUGAGAUUUUAAGGCAUAUUGAAGAGGUGGCUUAUGAGUUCUCCUUACGUCCAACACUUUCAGGUGUUCGCCCUGUGUUUUAUGUCUUUAUGUUGAGAUGGUAUGUUCCAAAUAAGUCAAAGGGGCUUCAGUGGGAUUCAGUGCAGUUGAAUGAUUUCUUAGGUUUUGAGGAGAAGCCUUUCGCUAUUUUAGACAAACAUGUUAGGAAGUUGAGGUCUAAGGAAAUUCUAUCAGUGAAGGUUAGCAUAGUUCGUUUGCAUUCAUGGGUUCCAAACGAAUCUCGAUUCCCAAUUAGGGCAUUUUCUCAACUUCAAGUUGAGAUGAUGCAUCUGAUUUUUGGUGCCAUAAGCAUUGUUCAGCGCAUCCAUGUGCUUGGAUUCAAGUUCACGAAGACCAGUGCAGUGGUGUGA